Molecule: messenger RNA, 1746 nt
Organism: Aegilops tauschii subsp. strangulata
Lineage: Eukaryota; Viridiplantae; Streptophyta; Magnoliopsida; Poales; Poaceae
Molecular function (GO): zinc ion binding
Source: RefSeq, a predicted model, not a curated record
UCACCUCACCUCACCUCACCACCAAUUAAUUACUGUAAGAUUAAACAACGCCGGAGGGAGCGGAGAGGGGAAACAAAACAAAAGCCUUGCCUUGCUCCUCCUCCGGGCGGGCGAUUCGGCUCCGGCGCCGCAAGGUGCUUCGCUUCGCUUCUCGCCUUGCUCCGAUCCUUGGCCUGCCCGCCUCCCCGGGCCGUCGCCGUCGUCCCUCUGCGGCUCCACCAGGGUCCGCUGCUCGGCUCCAAGCAAGCUAGGCGCCAUUCCUGGGCUCCGCCUCUCGAUUUCCCCACCUACGCCGGACCAGGUCAAUUGCUAUAUCAGCCACACUUUUAAGCGUUGAAGGUCACCACUAGCCCAUUGGCUCGAUGGGCGUCGAGGAGCAACAUGUGCAGCAACCAGACAGUGGGGGAAAGCCUGAUGCCGUCAAGCCACCAACUCCGGUACACGGUCAUAAACCAAGCAACCCCCGUAUAUCAACCUGCAGCGCCGACAAGGACGACGGCCUCUCUCUUUGCCGGGUGUGCCACUGCGUGGAGCCUGAUCUGAGAGGCGAGUCUGCUCUGGGUUUCCUAGGCAUUGUACCGCCUUCGCCAGACCCCUCGGUCGACAAGGACCCAAGCAAUGACACCACCAAAACUUCCACCAGCAAGGAUGCUCCCAAGUUUCUCGAGUUCAUAAGCCCCGAGGGGGAGAUCUUCAAGUGCGCCACCGACAUCGAAUCAGGCCAUUUGCAGCGGCAAGACGACGUCGUGAACCUCGGAUGCUCUUGCAAGAACGAGCUCGCCCUCGCGCACUACGCGUGCGCGCUCAAGUGGUUCAUCAGCCACGGGUCCACCGUGUGCGAGAUUUGCGGAAAUGUCGCUACAAACGUGAGGCCCGAGGAUUUCAACAUGGUGCUCGCCUCCUUGAAGGACUACGAAGCUCUGAGGGAAAGGACGUCUACCGGGGAUCUCUCCUACUUGCACUACAGGGCGGACGCGUUCGUCGAUCCGGUCGCCCUUGCCGCAGUACGGAGACAGCGGCUUUGUGAGAUAUCAUCAUGGUUCAACCCUCACAAUACACAUUUCGUGUUUUCUCAGAGGCACAAUGAAGAAGUGCCAGUUAGCCCAAGUAAUAAUUCUGUAGACUAUAGUGUUACGGCUGCGAGGGCAGCACAUGCGAGGCGGAAGUUUGGGAGUAGUGGAGCAUUUGUUGCUAUCGCUCUGGGUUUUGUUCUUCUUGCAUGGUUUGUUGCUCCACAUGUUGGCAAGAGAGCGGCUGCAAUCAUUCUUCAUAUGCUUCUGGGAGGCCUCUGCUCACUGACUAUAAUAAUCUCACUAAGAUUUGUUAGUCUUCCCGAGGAUCCAGUUUGGGUCGAUCCGAUGCUGGGCGAUCCUGUUCGUGUCCUGGUUCCUCGUGUUUGGAGUGUGGGCCUCUCGAACCCGCACCGCCCGCCGCGCGUCAUGAUGAUAUCGAGUGUGCCCUCAGUCAGUCGUCGUCAGGAAUUAGGACCGCGUCGCAAGAGUAGCGUCCACGAGAGCGUUAGGUACCGCACCCCUGUCUAUAUUCGCCGCGAGCUAUACCAUGGACGUACUAUUUUUUCUUUAGCUGGAGUAUGUGAGAUGUACAACAUGUUUGGGCAAGAAAACAAGGGGAGUUAUGUUACUGAGUGUUGUGGUUUCAGACAUAGCUGGAGUAGUACUGGUCUGGUCAGUGUUGCAAAACAAUACAGUAAUGUGUGUAUAUAUUUAGCUUUUUCUUGAUUGAAAA